GGUUAUUUGUAAGUAGGAUUAAGAUAUUUGUAAGUGUUAAAGUAAUUAUCUUCCUAUGACACCAGGAGAAAGAAGUGACUUUUUGUUGAAGCAUUUGAUACGGAAUAACUUAUAAUACUGGUGGCUGUAAUAAUAUCUGCUUGGGGAUGUUUGAAUAGAGGUGAACCAGCAUUUAUAUAGAUUGUGAUGUGUCUGUACCACAACACGGUUUUUGUAUUAUUUCCGGGAAGAAGUUAACACGUAAAUUGCUGGAAAAAUGGCUGACGUGGAGGAUCGCUUACGAGAAGGUAUAGGAAAGUUGUCUAUACCAAAGAAGAGUGAAGACAGUGCAGAUUUGGCCCGGAAUAUUGCUAACUUGUCCCCUGGUACACAAGAGAAUCUUGGGGUACUGCUCAGGAGUAUUUCAAAUGGAGAAGCUCUUAUUGAUACAGAUUCGGAGGGCCGAGCGCAGAUAGAAUAUAAAGCUGCCAAGAAAAUCUUCUGGGAUGGAUCAAAUGCUAACGUUAUUGCUCAUCCAAAAUCUGACCCUGACAUUCAGGUCAAGGUCGAUGCAUGCUUGGAGCUGAUUGGUUAUCUCCAGUCAGAGAAGCCUCCUGCUGGUGUUGUAUUGGACAAAACUAAAAUCUCUCUGUCACCAACAAAAGAAUAUAGAUUAGGGCAUGAAUUUGAGAAAACAAAGAAGAUACUUGGCAGCGGAAAUGCAGCGGGAGAUAUUGUGGUUGUCAAAGAUAGAAAGACAGGCCAGGAGCAUGCUUACAAAACUAUGAUGAUCUCGUAUUUCCGUAAAGAGGAGGUAAGGUGUUGGGUAGACAUGUCUGACACUGGUUGUGUCCCUUCUCUCUACCUCUUCAAAAUUGAAAACAACAAAGUAACUAUACACAUGGAGAUUUUAAAAAAUGCUAAAACAUUACGCAGUAUUAUAGAUGAACACAUGGAAGGAUUUUAUGAAAGUGAAAUGACUAGGUCACUAGUAAAGCCAUUCUCACUGUAUGUGCUAGACGGGGCACUAGAAGCUAUCACACAGAUGCAUUGCCGAGGAUGGGUUCAUAACGAUUUACAUGGUGGUAAUGUUAUGGUGCAGAAAACAGCCUCAGACAAAUUGGGAGUCAAAGUUCUUGAUUUUGGUUUGGCCAACAAACUUGAGGAUCAAAAUGGACUGAACUUCCGGGGAUUUAAGGCAGACAUAUCGGAGGUGCUGCGGCUGUUCAGUGCCUUGUAUACUGGGGGACUGGAGUUCGAUAAUGCAUGGGAUCUUCAACACAACUGGAAAAGUAAACUUAAAGAGUUUACAGAGUGGAUUCAGAUGAGUGUUGAUGAUAGGAAGGAACUAUUUUGUCUUAUGGAUGCUGCGAUGAAAGUAGUCCAUCCUGCUGAUGUUAAAGAAUACAAGAAUUUUGUGAAAAGCAGACUUGACAGUGCAAUAGGGGAUGUGCAAUCUGAGAAGAACCUCAUGAAGAAAAUUGUGGCUGUUUUAUUUCCCGAGGAUUUUAAACCUGUACAUCAGCAUGUUGGAACUGAUUAUGCUGAUGCCACUGGUGAUCACUAUAACUUCGAUGUUGCUGAUUCUCUAUGUUACCAUGACAUACACCAUGACAACACAGAUCACCAUAGAGACACGGUCGACCUUGACCUUGAACAGACAGCCAAUCAGGUGCCAGAUGAGUACUUGGAUCUGGUUAGAAUGACAUUGGGGAUAAGUCUUGAUUAAAUAUUAAAGCAGAGACUGCAGGGUAGUAAAUCGUAGAAAAGAAAUAUAAUAGGGUUUAAGAAUAUAUGUUACAUUUUAUGUAAUGUUCCAAAAUUCAGUGGUGGAUACAGUGUCAUAUUUGCUUCUAUAAAUGUACACAGAUAUUUUACAAUGGUGUUUGUUGAAAACACUUCAUCAGACAUUUAAGGUAACAUUAUUGGUUGUAUUAAGAUAAUCAUUGUUUUUCAGGAAGCUUCUCAAACUGUUUGGUUGCUCAAUAGUGAUAUUACUUAGUAUUCAUAGGACUUGUGCUAUAUGUAAUCCAUUACUGUAAUAAGUGAAGCCAGAGACUGUCUGUAUGCAGUCAUGGAAUUAUUACAUCACUUUAUUUAAGACUUUAGAUAUUGCUGAUGAGUAGAGUAUUGUAACAGUUGUCUGAUGCUGUGUAAUUUGAGAUGGUAGGGAGAGUGCAUGGAUGCAAAGCAGAGGGUGGCUAAGGAAAUUUUAAGAAACAAAUUGUAUAAGUUAAUGUUUAGAAUGCAAAAAAGAAAAUCUUUUGGUUUAAACAUUGUUUUAUUGACAUAAAUACAUCUGUUACAGUAUAUUGUUAAAUGUACAAACAUAUAGGAUUGAGUAGAAAGCUAUAAGCUUUUUUAAAAACUCUCUCUCUAAAUCUUUUAUUUUGGGGGUUUGUGGGUGAGCUUGGAUGGGGUGUAAUGGUGUAAAACCUGACUCAGACUUGGAAUGCUGCCAAAUAUUCUUGUUUUAUUCCAGUCAUUUUAGAAACUAAUAACUUUAUUGCACGGACUGUCUCUUUAUUUUAGGUUGAUUUUCUUUUUGAUUACCAUAUUACAUUAUCAGUUUUGAGAUUUUAAAUGUGUGUAGUGUCCACCUUGAUUUUUUUAUAAUGAUUUGGUUAUAAGUAUAAAAAUUACCGUGGAAUCAUUAAUAUUUGCUUGGAACUAAUUUUAGUGGAAUUUGAUUUUGUCAGUCUACAGAACUAAAGAUUAAAGAAAUUAAAGGUCUGUGUUAUUUUUUUUAUCUCAGCAAUUAAACAGUUUCAUAUUAAAUUGUUUAAUUUUAAGUGAUGUUAAACAAUUUAACAGUUAAUAGAUUUUAGAUUGAAACUUUUUUGUUUAUACUCCAGAGUUUAAAGGAUAAAAAUGAGACCUACUCUUUCUUUCAAUAAUGUUUUACUCUUACUCAAGGUUCUUUGAAAUUUAAACAAAGUAUUACCGGUAUAAGACUGAUGACAAAAUUUAGCUCAAAAUUGGCUUGAAAUGUUGACUUAAAGUUCACAAAACAAAUUAAUAGUAAUAGGCUCUGAUAUGUCAAAAAAUUCUGCGAAAUUCAAUAGAGGUCUAUCUGUCUACUUUAUUUUAUUUUACCUAUGCAAAACUGUACAAGGCUGAGGACAUAUGUAUGCAUAAUAUAUGAGCUGCGCCAUGGGAAAACCAACAUAGUGUGUUUGCGACUAGCAUGAAUCCAGACCAGCCUGUGCAUCAACGCAGUCUGAUCAGGAUCCAUGCUGUUCGCUGAUGGUUUCUGUAACUGCAAUAGAAUUUGAAAGCGAACAGCAUGGAUCCUAACUAGACUGCGCGGAUGCACAGGCUGGUCUGGAUCCAUGCUGGUCGCAAAGCCACUAUGUUGGUUUUCUCAUGGCGUGGCUCAUAAUCAUAUUUUUAUAAACUCAAAUUAUUUUUUCUACCAUCAGAGUAGUUUUACAAUUUUAUCUUAUUGCCUGGCAACAGGGUUUAAACCAUGUGUAUAUAUUUUUAUAUGGAUUGUUAAUAGAUGGUGCUACAAUACUUUGUAUGUCUCAUUGCAGCGUGUGUGUUUUUUUUAUCAGACUAAGAUCAUAACAUUGAGCUUGUAUAAACCCAAAUAUGGCUCAGUUUUACAGUUUUAUGAUGCUUAAUUUUACUGUUUCAGUUGUCUUACAGUUAAGGUAGUUCUGCACAUUUGAAACACCAGACAUGAUGGUAAAAUGUCAUUUAUCCACAAAACAGAAUAAAGCCAGGAUCUGGUAUACUGAUGGCAGAAUGUCAUCCCUAAAACAGGAUAAAGCCGGUAUCUGGUAUACAGAAAUUUGAAUCAUACUACAAUUAAAUGGCAACAUUUGUACUUAUUAUUAAAGUGGGCAACACUUCUAUCUUUCUUAGAUAUAAGACCAAAAUUUAUGACAUUUGAAACAAAUCCAUUGAGGCCAUAAAAUCAGCUUGAAGUUAGCCAGUCUCUUUAAUCAUGAACAAAAGCUCGGAAAGACUCCAAUUUAAUCAAAGUUUACAUAAAAUAUUAAUUGACAUGAAUGUGCAGAACUACCUUAAGUAUUAUCAUUCUGUUUAUUAACCAUUUAUCUGGAAUGGAAUCCUUGGUCCAAGGUUAUAAAUUUGAGUUUGGAGACCAGUCUGUAAUCUCAAGCAUCUGAUUGGAUGAUUUGAAAAUUAUUCUUGAAAUUGACCAAUGACAAGAGUGCAUUCUAAGGGUUGUCUCAACACACAAUUUAUUAACCUUGGUACUAGUAGGUAUGAUAUUCAACCACAAGAAACUUCUCCACAUUAGGUAAAGGUAGAGGAAUUCACUUUCUGCCUGAUUUUGUAUAUAGAACAUUUUCUGAUGGAGGAGAUGUGAUUUGUUACUCUUUUGAUUGUUAGGGCAAACCUUUUUAGGUAAUUUUUUUUCAAUGAUUAUUGUACCUAAAGAUUUACUGUAAAAUAUAAAUACUUGCAAGGCUCUGAUUUUUAUGAAUUAUGCAUAUUUUGAUGAACUCAUGAGUUUAAUAAUAAUAUGAACCACGCCAUGGGAAAACCAACAUAGAGGGUUUGCGACCAGCAUGGAUCCUGACCAGACUGCGCAGAUCCAUGCUGUUCACUAAUGGUUUCUCUAAUUGCAAUAGGCUUUGAAAGCAAACAGCAUGGAUCCUGACCAGAUUGCGCAGAUGCGCAGGCUGGUCUGGAUCCAUGCUGGUCGCAAAGCCACUAUGUUGGUUUUCUCAUGGCACAACUCAUUAUUUAGGUGAAAAAUGUUUGUUCUAUUCAAAGAUUAGACCUUACGUUUUUGUACUUUUUUAAAAUUUCUGGUCAAAUCAAAAUGUCUGAUUUUACAGUCAUCAUGUAUAGGUACAUGCUUUUUAUGCAGAGCGCAAAUCAAAAGCCCAUGUAUGUUUUUAUAAUCUUACAUUAAUGUAACUGUUAUAUUUGAUAUGAUAUACUGUGUAGAUCUAAUCAUUAUUUGUAGGAGGCUGAUUUUUUUGGAGGCCAGUGAAUCAACGAAAUAAAAAACAACCUCAUUUUUUUUGAAAUCCAUGUAGCUAUUUAAGCCAAUACAACAAAAUGAAAUGUAUUUACAGUCAGUACAGUGUAAGCUAACAGCAUGUGAUGUAUGUUUAGUGUAAUAAUGAUAAUGUUGUGAUAAGUCUCGUAUUCUGCAGAUUUUAACAUGACAUGCAGUAUAGUUACGCUAUAAUUUUUUUUGUAAAUAUUUAUAUAAUUAUGUUUAGUCUUAUAGUUUAUCAAUAUUUCUAUCUUUGUGUAAUUAUGUUAGUUGUUCAACAACCAAAUAAAUUGACAUGGUAUUUAAGUUACAUGUAUAGACAUUUUUCAUUAAAAAUUACAAACUAAUUUUGUGCCAAUAGUUUAAACAAGGGUCAUUCAUAUAUUUUUCCUUUUCAAAAUAGAUAGUCUAUAGAGUAAUUGUCCUUCUGUUAUGCCAAAAAGAUGGUAGACAUAAAAUUCUGGGUCAAUUUUCUUUUUAACUCUGCCAUUGUAAAAUGAGCUUAGAGCACAUUAGAAGUGUAUGUCAUCUCCAGCUUCCUUCAUCUGUGCAAAAUUUUGUAUAAAGGCACAUCACAACUUUGAUGAGCACAGAUUAUUAUCUGUUAUUUUUUUGGGUAAGGAUUAGAGAAAGGGUUUCGUGUAGUUUAAUUCAAGUAAAUAUCUCGUUUUUAGCUGCAUAUUUUUAUGCUCAAAUUGUUGGUAAUUCUUUGAUGCAUAUCUUACAUUUACGUUAUUAUAAUUGUUGCUGUAAAAUAUCAUAGUAUUUGACUUUUUCAAAAUGCUGUGAAUUUAUGGAGAUUAAUAAUAUCUGUCAUGUGUUUACGAAUCGGAUAGAAAUAUCUGUCCCGAGGGCACCUGCGCAUUGGGCAGUAACAAGGCUAGCCGAGUUACUGCCCAUGCGCAGGUGGCCGAGGGACGGAUAUUUCUAUCCGAUUCAUAAACGCAUGAUUGAUAUUUUUUCUUGCAUAUCGUAUACAUGUAAGCUUUUUAUUCUGACAGACUUUUUUGUGUACCAUAUUUUACAAAAAAUAAAAUAAAGCAAAUAGAAAUGCACUCUUUCUUGUAGUAGAGUACGUACGUACACAAAACACGGGAAAUUAACGUCGGUAAGCAGAAGUGACGUCAUAACGUUUCAGUGACGCACAAUAACAAAGUUCCUGUUAGUUUUAUCAUUUGUAGCAUAACGGUAUGUUCUUACCGUAAACUAACGUAAUUUGAAUUGAGAAAUAUGCUAUAAGGGAUGGAGAGAAACUAUUAAAGUACCUGUCGGUGAUCUUUUUCGUAUGUUACAUAUCCAAUGCAUGAAUUGCUAGUUGUCCUUAACAGCACAAGAGUCAUUCGGCAUGGGAGGUGUUAGAUGGGUUUUGCUGGCAUGGGUAAAAUCACCGGAAACGCUAGUCUGGUGUGCAAGAAAAGUAAAAUAUAAGAUGAUAAUUUUAUUUUUAUAUAAAAAAUGCACACAUCUUAUUUAUUCUUAAGAAAUUCUAUCAUUUAGCAGUAAGUACAAAAAUGUACUUACUAAAUCAUAUUUUUCAGACAUUUAUACACCACAUAUUUUUAUUUUAUUCAUAAGGAGCUGUAAAAAUGCUUCUGUAAUUUUGUAUGUGAAAAAUUCCUCUCAGUUAUAUACAAAACCAUAAUUUUAUCACCCACAAUGUGUUCUGCCAUUUUGUUGUUGCAUUGAUUUGAUUUUUUUUUCAUGUUUUUAACCUGCUUCUACACUGUUGUAGCCAGAUGCUUUCACUACAAGUUUUAGUUAUAUACUUUAGUUGUAUACCUGGUUUGUUUAAAUAUUGUUCUAGUUCAUAUAUCAUUUUACAUUCUUUUUUUUUUUGUCAAGUCUUGCCUUUAGAAAGUAUAUUUUGUGGGUAACUGCUUUUAAUUUUACGUUUUAUUUCUGCACUAGUCUUAUCUGUAUAAUACAAGAAAUUUUAUUAUAACCUCUUUUUGUAUAAUAUGUCUGUGUGAAUAUUUCAAACAAUGCUUUACUGCUGCUAAAUUUAAACAUGGGUUCAUAAAACAGGUGUUCUGCUUGAUUUUAGCUAGUCAUUAGAUUAACAGUAUUACUUUCAUAACAACUAUUUUUGUACCAUUCUCUCUGCGAAAACGAUUUUUUAUAAAAAGGAUUGUUAAGGUUUUGGUUGUAUAUUUAGCGGUGACAAACCUGAAACAUACUUUCUGGGGAGUCAGAAUUAUAAAAGUUAUGACAAGGUGUCAUUAUUUAUAUAGCACUAGAGUAGAUGAAUAAUGUAUUUCUAUGCACAUAUUUCUAGCUGUUAAAAUUUUACACAGAAAGUGUGUAUGUAUUUACAGGAUGAAUCCUAUAAGUGUGUUAAUUUAUCUGUAAUGAUAUGAAAUGUAGGCGACCAUAGUCGCAGAGAUUUAUUGUCUCAAAAAGCCUUCAGUGUGUGUGUUAAACGGCACAGAAGUAGAUGUUAUAUUACUGGUCACACGUGUAGCAGCAAAACAAUAUUUCAAACAUGAAGUAUGUAUUUAUGAUAGUAUAUAAAUCAUAGAAGACUUUUUCUUUGUAUGUCUCCAAAAACCCUUAAUGUGUAAGCAAUAGUGGAUUUUUAUUACAAAGCAGUAACUGUUGUGGAAUUUACCUUGAUGUAAUGCAUUUGAAUAAAAGACUAUUUUAACAUUAUUUUAAAAGUGUCAUUGACCAGUAAUAUUGAAAGAGGUCUAGUGGUUACGCGCUUGACUCUCAAUGCAGAGUGUUUUUUUAAGAGUGUUAUUGACCAGUAAUAUUGAAAAAGGUGGUCUAGGGUUUGAAUCACUGUCCAGGCACUGGGAAUUUAUGAGAUGCUCUCCAGUGUCUCUCACCUAACUGAGGCCGCUACUGGUUCUUCCCAGGAAAGACGGCUUUGUGUGUAUCGUUGCUACACAUCGGGCAUAUUACAGAACUGUACUGUCUCUUCACAAAGAGCUGGGCUGAAUUAGCCCGUUAUGUUUGUAUCUAAAUGAGAUCUUUCUGUUUAGGAGCUUUUUUCGCUCUGUGCCUAUGGUCAGAUCGCUUUGAAUCUUUACCUUUAGAGGAUGAAUUGGCUUCCUGAGUGGUGUCUUUGUAUAUAAAGCACCUCUGAAUGUGUUUAUCAUGAAAAGAAUGCUAUAUAUAAAUCUGGUAUAAUAUAAUUUGAUACAAAAAAAAGAGCAAAAAAACAAACAGAUUCAUUGCCUAGUCAUUCAUACAGUAUUAGUAUGUAGCACAAAGUUAAUCAAAACUUUUUUUAAAUAUUCAUUUGGAUUAUCACUGUAUUUUAUAGCAUACAGCAAAAUAUUACUUUAAAUCCUAUGCAUUAAUGAUUUUCGAAACAUAGUAACUUUUUUUGUUGUUUUAGCUCGUCUGAUUUUUUGAAAAAAAUCUAUGAGGUAAUGACGUCACUUUUAUAAGAAUUAUGGCCCUGUUUGUAUUUAGCAAUAUAAAAACAAGAGCAUCGCCUACGGGUGCCAUCGCUCGUCUGCAAAUGCUGGACAAUGUGUAAGAAAAGUUAUAGUUCAAAUUUUAGAGUACAAAAAGGGCCAUAAUUCUGAGAAAAUGCAGGUUAGAGUUACAGUUUUUGACCUACAUUGUUCCCUAAAGGUGGUAAGUGUGCGAAGUUUCAAAGCUGUAUCUCUUAUAGUUUUUGAGAAGAGGUGACCUAAACAAAAAAUUUAACCAAUAAAAUAAAAUUUUCCAAGUAUAAAAAGGGCCAUAAUUCUGACAAAAUGCAUAUCAGGGAUAUGGGUCUUGGCUUACAAAGUCUCCUAAUGAUGAUUAACAAGUAUGCAAAGUUUCAAAGCUGUAGCUCUUAUAGUUUUCGAGAAAAGGAGGUCCUAAACAAAACUUUUAACCAAGAAACUCAAAUUUUCUAAAUACAAACAGGGCCAUAAUUCUUAUAAAAGUGACAGAAAAUGAAUAUGUCCUGUAUUUUUUACAAGUAGAUUGAAUACACAUGUUUCCAUGCCAAAUAUUUGUUUAAGUAUGUCUUAGUCAGUUAGGAAGUAAAUUAUAUCACCUGAAAACUGGGAUAGGGUAAUAUUCCAUUUGAAUAUGUUCAAGUAUAUACAUUUAAUGCUUAUCCAUUCCUUUAGUUCUGUGGUCAUUUACCUGUAUAAUGUAGUUACAGAGUAGAAGUGGUAUAACUUGUAUUUCAAAAUAAACAUAUAGAAUAAC
Messenger RNA from Mercenaria mercenaria, 9118 nucleotides. RefSeq lists its product as uncharacterized. Gene Ontology annotation, molecular function: protein kinase activity; ATP binding. The transcript is spliced from 12 exons. The record is from RefSeq and is a predicted model, not a curated record. The coding region runs from base 257 to 1708 and encodes 483 amino acids. NCBI's taxonomy places the organism in Eukaryota, Metazoa, Mollusca, Bivalvia, Venerida, Veneridae. Gene Ontology annotation, biological process: protein phosphorylation.